AAUAAAUAUAAAAAAUUACCAUAAAUGAAAUCCCAAAAGGAGCUUAAUUUGGAAAGUUGAGAGCCAACAGCCGUACAUCACUUUAGUUCAAACUAAUUCGUAAUUUCGGAUCAGAUAAAGAGCGAAACAGAGUCUUAUAGUACCAUAGAUUUGACGAUUGUCUCUGUAAAAAAGUAGAUAUAAUAAAGUUAAGCCAGAGGGGAGAUUGGAGAAGGAAGAUUUUCCCAGAAUUUUCGGAUUAUUUAUUGGAAAAAAUACCUUAAAGAAGACGACCCGAGUGACGGUUGUUCCUUUUUGAGUCAGAUUUAUUUCUCUCCUUGGCUCGUGACUCUCAUAUCCUCUUUCUGGGUUUCAUUUUUUGCUCUCAUGAUUAAUCCAUAGAUUAGUAAAAAUUAUUACUAUUUAUAACGUUGAAGAUCUGCUGUUUAUAACAAUGCGCGUUUGUUGCGGCUAUGAAACUGGGUUUUUGUUAAUUUCUGAUGAAAGUAGAGCUUUCAUAGAGUUUGAAUGAAGCGGCGAUGAAGAGAAUAGAAGAGAAAUGGAAGUUAGAUCGGAGAAUAUUCAAGUUAGAUUCGACAAAUUUCCGGCGCCGGUGAUUCCCAGAACACGAUUACAAGUUUGGUUUAUAAGGGUAUGUUCCAGCAUAUUGCUAUGGACAUGUUUGGUACAGUUAGUGGCCGUCGGAGAGCUUUGGCACCCUAAAAUUUUCCCCAAUUUAAGCAACAGAAUAAAUUGGUUUAAUAAUGCUCCCCGCCAAGUGGACCUCGUAAUUCAUUCUCCGCCUCCUCUUGUUGCUCCAAGAAAUUAUACAAGUAAUGGCUUUCUUAUCGUAUCCUGCAAUGGGGGCUUGAAUCAAAUGCGUGCUGCAAUAUGUGACAUGGUGACUAUUGCACGGCUUUUGAAUCUCACUUUGGUGGUUCCAGAGCUUGAUAAGAGAUCUUUCUGGGCUGACCCUAGUAACUUUGAGGACAUCUUUGAUGUAAGACAUUUCAUUGAUUCUCUAAGAGAUGAAGUUCGAAUCAUCAAACGGCUGCCAAAGAAGUUCAGUAGGAAAUAUGGAUAUAAACCUUUUGAGAUGCCACCUGUUAGCUGGUCAAAUGAAAAGUAUUACUUGCAACAGAUUUUGCCACUUUUCAGUAAACAUAAGGUUUUGCACUUCAACAGAACAGAUGCACGUUUGGCAAACAAUGGUAUUCCACUUAUUCUUCAAAAACUCAGGUGCCGUGUUAAUUUCCAGGGCCUGAAGUUCACUCCUCAGAUUGAGGCCUUGGGAUACAAAUUGGUUCAUAUUCUACAAGAAAGGGGACCUUUUGUGGCUUUGCAUUUGAGAUAUGAGAUGGACAUGUUGGCCUUCUCGGGUUGUACUCAUGGCUGCACCAUGGAAGAAGCUGAGGAGCUAAAGCAUUUGAGAUAUGCAUACCCAUGGUGGAGAGAGAAAGAAAUAGUGUCAGAAGAGAGGAGAUCACAAGGUCUGUGUCCUCUGACACCUGAGGAGGCAGCAUUAGUUUUGCAAGCAUUGGGAUUUGAUGAGAACACACAGAUUUAUAUUGCAGCUGGUGAGAUUUAUGGUGGUGAAAAGAGGUUGGCGACUCUAAGAGCUGCGUUUCCACGGAUUGUUAAAAAGGAAACGUUGUUAGAUCCAGCAGAACUGCAAUCUUUUCAGAAUCAUUCAUCUCAAAUGGCUGCCCUGGAUUUUAUUGUUUCUACAGCGAGCAACACAUUCAUCCCUACAUAUGAUGGAAACAUGGCAAAAGUUGUGGAAGGUCACCGCAGGUAUCUUGGGUUCAAAAAGUCUGUACUGCUAGAUAGGAGAAAAAUUGUAGAGUUGGUGGAUAUGCAUCAGAAUGGGACACUUUCUUGGAACGAGUUUUCAGUUGCUCUACAGGUAGCUCAUGAGAAAAGGCUUGGACAGCCUAUUCGGCGAAAAGUAAUUGCAGACAAGCCCAAAGAGGAAGAUUAUUUCUAUGCAAAUCCUCAAGAAUGCCUUUGUGAGGGAACAAAUUGUGAUGAUUUACUAGGUCAAAGUAACUCGACUGAACUAGAGUAACACAGCAGGAAAGAUUUAACUCGUCUUGAGAUGGUAUUCCUCUGAACUGGUCCAGGACAGUGACUGUUCCAAGACUGGAUGGGGGAAUCAAGCCAUGUUGCUUUUCGAGGUAGGCCUUACAGCUUAAACAACCUUCUAUACACGCCUGAGUUUUGUAAGAACACCAGAAAAGAUUCCUUGAGUUCCAUCCUUGGCGGUACUAUGUUUGGUCUAUAAUUUUUUCAGUUUUUUAAUUUCUUCUGUUCUUGUAUUUAUUUUAUAGAGUCCAUUUUUUCUCCAGCCUUAAGGCUUCUUGUGUACAAUGCUGUCACAUAAUUCCAUAGUUGAUCAAACAUAUAUUGUUAGCGUUUCACUGUUCUUUGAAAGUGAAUGCAAAGUUUGGAGAC
Molecule: messenger RNA, 2433 nt
Organism: Mangifera indica (mango)
Lineage: Eukaryota; Viridiplantae; Streptophyta; Magnoliopsida; Sapindales; Anacardiaceae
Product: rhamnogalacturonan I rhamnosyltransferase 1-like
Exons: 8
Coding region: 539-2047 (502 amino acids)
Cellular component (GO): cytoplasm; chloroplast
Molecular function (GO): calcium ion binding
Source: RefSeq, a predicted model, not a curated record